Molecule: messenger RNA, 4964 nt
Organism: Orussus abietinus
Lineage: Eukaryota; Metazoa; Arthropoda; Insecta; Hymenoptera; Orussidae
Exons: 4
Coding region: 1318-1710 (130 amino acids)
Source: RefSeq, a predicted model, not a curated record
UUGAUAACGAGGGACCAGGGUGUGACGAUAAGAGGGAAGGAGAUGAAAACUGGGGAUUUAUGGUGGAUUUAUAGGGAGUUUAUAGGGGCUUUAUAGACUUUUUUUAUAGGACACCGCGCACAGGAGAAGAGGGAGAUGAGUUGAUAGAAAGGGUGGGACUUGAUUUAUCUCAACAAUUAUGCAAACUAGGGUCGAACUCCGGAUGGAAAUUUAUUUCAUAGACCGCGGAGCAUUUAUUAAGGAAAUGUCCAUUGCCGACUAUCCGUCGGGGUGACUUUAAUGCAAUCCUAUUACCCUCCGUUCCAUCCGUGAAUUUUUCUUUUUCUAAUCUCACCUUAAGGUGAUACGAAAGUGUCAUACAUACCAAAAAGUCCAGAUAUUAAUAAAAUUUUUCUCCAAAUUGGGGGUGUGCCAUAUCAUUCGAGGCUUUGUCAGGAGAUUAUGGAGGCCCUAAGGAAGAACCCGCUCGUGAAAUUUCAUUUUUUUAUUGUACGAGACAAGUGGGAGAAUUUUUUUUAUUGAUGAAAAUUGAAGUUUCACGUGCAGCGCCUGGCCCUCUGUAAUCACGUGUUAAACCCUCGGAUGAUUCGGUGCAUCCAGUUUGGGGAAAAGUUUUAUAAAGAUUUAAACUUUUUCUUACGUAUAUGUAAGACUUUCAUGUCACUUUAGUCAAUUCUGCAAUUUAAUAUUUAUUAUAGAUCGGAACUCUGUAAGAGGAGGUACCGCGGGUCGCGGAAGAGCGCGGGCGCGCCCUCCUACCGAGUCCCAUCCGCGGUCCCGCCUUACCAGCGGUGCGUGCCAGUCGAACGGCGACGCCGCGGCAGACCCAGCGAGGAAGAGUGGAGCCCUGGAGAAGACCGGCGUCGUCGACCGGGACCGGAAGAAAAUCCAGAAAUCGGCACCUCCCCGAUAAACCUAGCCCCCAAAGCGCCCGAUCGGGACCAGAAGUCCAAGAGUACCUCAGAGAGCCGGAGGAUAAAUCUCGAUCCUGGGAUCAAUCCAGGAGAAACUAUCUCCACACCCUAAGAUAAUUCCAGGACAAUUAUCCGUUUUAACCGGCGGGAUACCAGGGGUACUAGUUUUUCAUCUCUGAUCGAAGGAUCAGCGAAGAACUGAAGGUUUUGCUUCGAAGAGGCGUCGAGGUCGCCGAGGCGGAUUUAUUUGUUUUCGAUCUUCGUAAACAUUGAUCCGAGGGAGGGGAAGGAUCGACAGAGGGAACUGGGCUCCUUGGUUGGUUACUCGCAGAAGCGAGUUCGCAGUGACCGAGUGAGGUGUGCGCGAAUUACGAACUGUUCAGAGUUCCAUCAACGAGGGACCAUGGCGGCGGCGGUCUCGCUGAGGGCCUUCUUCUUGCCGAGCUUCCUGACGGUCGUUUUGGUCUGCGUCGGUACCUCGUACGGUCUCAGCUGUUUCAAGUGCGGCCAGUACAACGACGGCGUCGGCAGCAUAACCCCCUGCAUCAAUUACACCGCGCACAUGCACCUGAAGGAGUGUCCGCCCUCGGCCGAGUGGUGCAUCAAAUACGUCAGCGAGGGCUCCACAGUGCGUGACUGCGUUCCAUCGUGUGUGGAGAAAGAUUCCUGGAGCACGAGGACGUACUGCUGCAAGCAGGACGGCUGCAACUCCGGACCAGAUCUCUCGGCAUCUUCCGGUAGCCUCUGGUCUCUUGCACUGACCCUGGUCCUCCUGGGCUUAGGACGUCGUGGCUAAUACUUCGAAAAGCUUCCCCCGAGCCCCGAAUCGUGCGAGGCCCGUCUUCUUCAGGGCGCGAUCCUGGAGAGAGGGCUCUUCGGCUCGGGCCACCUCGAGGAACGGCGAUCAUCCCGGACAUCCGUAGUGCAAGACAGAGAGGAGCGUCGAGUGCCCAGGGCCUCGUCGAGGCUGCAUUCUAAAAGAGAUAAACAUUAGCGAGAAUUAUUGCAAGUAGUCUUUCAGGAGAGGAAAGGGAGGCUGCGCGAGGAGCGAGAGGGAGACGAGAGAAGGACCUCGAAGAGCCCCAACAAUCGACCUCGGAGGUCCUUAAGACCCGAAACAUAAAAUGAUAACGAGUAACGGACAAUUUUUCCAGACACUUUCAAGGCGAGAUUAUUCCCUGAUUGUGCAAGAUUUCCCGAUGAAAAAUUGCCCGGUCUUGUCAAUUGUUUCAGGAGAAGAUAACCCGGCCAUGGAAUGAUGUUGCAAAGGAUUGCCUUAUCACGGAGUAAUUAUUCAGAUGUUGCUUGAUUAUGCAGUUAGACGAAAAAAAAAAAAGAAAGAAAGAAUCCAGGGAAGGUGCGUCUCGUCUCUGUCUUCGCUCGCGCUGUCCCCUGUUCUUCUGUCCUCUUCUCCCCUCAUGUUUCCCCCUUUUUCACAAAAGUGGUUUGCCUCGUUUCCGUCGAACCUCCGUAAGCGGAAACUCGCUGUAAAUACGUAUAAGGGACUGUUUCGAAUUUGGCUGCGGCGCUCCUAGCGGGGAAAACCAGAAGCUAACGGCUCGAAGAAGCGGAAGAAGUAGGGAAAACGUAAAAGACAGACUUCAAUGGCACGUAAGAAUGGGUUAUAAACGGGAAAGGAGAACGAUCGGUCGCGUUGCUCGAUCUUGCAGGGGGGACGAGAGGAAGAGCGAGCAAGGAUGGAAAAUAAAUUAAAUAAUAACUAGCACACGAGAGGGAAGCGAGUCACCUCGAAGACUCUCGCGAAGAGUUCCACACAUCGACGCGCCCAUUGGCUAAGGCCUUGCGACGUAUUUUUAACAGUAAACUUAACAUGUCGAGAGUACCGACGUACAGAUAAUACUAAAGACGAAGAUUACACCUAUUAUUAUUACUACUAUUAAUACAUCAUUAUUACUACCGCUAACGACUUAGUCACGGAUUCUAACGACCGAGGGACGCGCGGAUCGCCCCGAGCCGCUCGGGAUAAAAAAUAUUCCCCGUUCCCGGAAACCGACGGAAAUAAUUUCUUCGCCCGAUCGAACACUUUUCCUGAUGGCAACAAUGGUCAGAAAAAAUAUGGGAACUCUGUAUAAUUUUUUUCCCCGGUUGAAAAGCAAAGAGAAUCGCGCCUCCGCGCGCGGCUUCAGUUUUCCGGUGGAAUCGUAUCGAUGGAUCGGUCGGGAAAUAUUUUUUUGUUUUUCCGGGCGAAAUGGAAAACACUUCCAUCUGCCAGUCACGUUUCGAUCCGGUGGUGCAAUUUAUAAUAUUCGCGAGGGAUAUUUAUUUGAAUAUUAUAAAUAUUCCCACCGGACGCGGGGCUGGCCUCGGGUACGUCUCCUCGCGAAGAAAAUCGCUUGAUUAGGGUGAUAACGUUAUUUAAUAAAGAAAUAUAUUAUAUACAUAGGCAGAACCAGUCGCAGGUAUGUAUUUACGGUUGUUGCGUGAAGAGAUAUAAAUUACGUUGCGUGUAAAUGCGUGGACGCGUUGAAUUUUGGGACCUGAAGGGUCGCACACGAAUGAGGGACUUUCAAGUCGAAAUAGCUUGAGCCUAGGGCAAAGAAAAUGGCGGAUAAUUAUGAGAAGCUGUCGGAUAAAUCGGAAAUAAGUGGCUGGAGCUAAUUUGUCCUGGAAACGGCAGAGACAGGAUGGAAAAUGCCGAUUAGGCAUUAAGAGUCGGUUUAGGACGAGCCACGAUUGACACUAUCCAAUAACUUCGGGACUAGAUCGAGUAUUCUCCACUUAUGAGUAGUCGCGAAAGCCUUAGACCAUUAUUGGCUCCUUUAUUCGUUUUCCGACACGCCGUCGAGAGUCGUUAACAAAGAGCGAGGACUCUGGUCCCCCCCAAAAAUAGAGAAGAGUCAAGCCAAGCCGCGAAAAUUCGAGAAAAAUGGACCGAUUAAUUUUCAUCUUACUGCAGAAAAUUCCCAAAUAAUUGUCGAUCGAUUGUUUAUCAACGAGGGAAUUUUCCGGUUAGGUGAAAAGUGCAAUUGCACGUUUUCCUGCAGAUUCUCGGGGCCCUUUCCUUCCGGCGACUUUCGGUUCUCCGGAUUCACUUUCGAUGGAAGGACCUGGCGACCAUCCCAGGACCUCACCUCGUCCUUCCAACCCGAAUCUCCGAGAUUUCCUGUAAAAAGGAUCUUCGAUCCAUUCAUCGAGACGCGAUGGCCGAGGACUAAUCAUACAGGACUCAGAGGGUUGACAAGGGUUCCGCCAUAUUGGAAACAAAAGCCGACCGGUGUAAGGAAGAUGAAUAAUUACAGGAAAAAAAAAUAAUAAUUAAGCUUCCUGCGAGCGGAGACAAAUCAAGUAUCAGUAAAACCCGAGACACUCGUCCUGGGACUCAGAAAAAAAAAUGAAUAAGACAGAGAGGCACUGAUAUCUGAAACAAAAGAGAGAAUUAUUAGUCCAUCGGUUCGGCUUAAAUUAAAGGAAGGAAAUUCGGGAAGAAGGCGUGCCUGAGAGUCCUGAAAGUCCUGAGCAUCGUAAUCGGGAAUUGCGAGGUCCAUCGCGACUCCUGCCUCUCUUUUAGCUCUCUUUCUCUCUCUCUCUCCUUUUUCUACGGAAUAAAACAAGUAAAGUUAAUUAAAAUCACCGAGGGACUGCCAAAGCGUCGGUACCACCUUGGCCAAGAAGGUGGGAGGGAAGUUCUCCAGGGGAAGUAAUACCGGAUAUAUUCUCACUUAAUCACGCUUCUUAGGGGAUUAUCCUUGCCAGAGUUAUCCUCUCUCAUAGGACCUGAUUAUCCUUAGGGUAGGAAGAAAGCCGCCCCAAGAGCCGCGUCCUCGUCGAUGGUCCUCGUCGAUUUUCAAUUUCAAAAAUCGAGGCCCCCUUCCGGAAGUCCUCUCGACUCGUCCUCGUCCUCGAAGGACCUCUUCAGAAAUCGACCCCGUCGUCUACAAGGACUCGGCUCGGGGGCGAUGGUUUUAAUAUCGACCCUCUCGCCCGUAUAUUAAAUCCGCUGAAUAUAUUAUUAAUUAUAACAUAGAGAAAUGGGGUGCGAGGUUCUUAGCCAUGUAAGCUGAUCAUGUCCGACGAGUUGUACAUUUAUAA